GGAAGAAAGGAUAAGGUGAAGGCAGGCAAAGUGAGAAGCGAGAGGGUAGCGUAGCAGUCAGCGCGAGAGAAAGAUGGCGGGCACAGCCGGAGCUACAGCCGGAUGCCACCUCGCCCUCCUCCCCCACACUCCCACCCCGGUGUCCAUCCCCGCGCCCGGCGCUGCUGCUAGCUGCAGGGGUCUAAGGAGGUGCAGGUUGGCGGCGGCGGCGGCGGCGGCGGCGGUAUCGGCGGCACCAGCAGAGGAUGGGCGGGUUCUGGGCCGUCGUCCCGUGGAGGACGUGUACAAGGUGCGCGUGGUGCGCGGCGCGGCGGCGCAGGAGCGGGUGGAGGCGCUGCGGGUGAUGGAGACGUGGUCCGUGUGGCGCACGGGCGGCCGCUGCCGGCUGCCGUGGGACUGGCAGGUGGACCAGCUCGUCUACAUCGUCGCCGGCGAGGUCCGCGUGCUCCCCGCCGGGGCCACCACCGGCGAGGAGUACAUGCACUUCGUCGCCGGCGACCUCGUCCGGUACCCCAAGUGGAUGGAGGCGGACCUCCACUUCGACGGGCCCUACGAGGAGCGCUACCGCUUCCUCGCCUAUGGCGACGACAACUGAACUCAGUUCAACCAAAAAUGGAUUAGUAGCAGCCUGUAUCCUGUAGCAGUCUAGUGUAGUGAAGCUUCAGUUUGAGUUGCAAUUGUUCUAGCUACCAAUUUCUGUGUUGUUCGUUGAAAUCAUUGGUGAACUGGUGAUGCAGCAAGGUCUUUCUGU
This is a messenger RNA of Lolium rigidum, 751 nucleotides long. RefSeq lists its product as uncharacterized. The transcript has a single exon. The record is from RefSeq and is a predicted model, not a curated record. The coding region runs from base 74 to 595 and encodes 173 amino acids. NCBI's taxonomy places the organism in Eukaryota, Viridiplantae, Streptophyta, Magnoliopsida, Poales, Poaceae.